Elephantulus edwardii (Cape elephant shrew) is the source of this 1119-nucleotide messenger RNA. Its product is annotated as zinc finger protein 135-like. The transcript is spliced from 2 exons. The coding region runs from base 1 to 1119 and encodes 372 amino acids. NCBI's taxonomy places the organism in Eukaryota, Metazoa, Chordata, Mammalia, Macroscelidea, Macroscelididae. The record is from RefSeq and is a predicted model, not a curated record.
AUGAGGAGUUCUAAGCAUGAAGAUCAAGGAUCUGAGCCGACUUCUAAUCAGCCGUCCCCCAUCGUGUUGCAUAAGCAAAUUCCUGACCCAGAAAACCUUCAUGAAGACAAGCUGUGCGAGGCAGCUUCUAGUGAGGCAUCAGCCCUCAGUGGACGUGGUAGAGCUCCGAGGGCGGGGAGGCCCUACGAGUGCAUAGAAUGCAGGAAAUCCUUCAGGUCCUCCGCGUCCCUCACCAUACACCAGAGAACCCACAGCGGAGAGAGACCAUACGUGUGUAAGGAAUGCGGCAGAGGCUUUGUCUAUUCUGCACGUUUAACCGCACAUGCCUGUGCCCACGGUGAAAAGAACCCUUACAAGUGCGAGGUGUGUGGCAAAACCUUCGGGUCCUCCUCUUUCCUCGCUGCGCACAGGAGAGUCCACAGUGGAGAGAAGCCCUACACAUGUCAGGACUGUGGGAAAAGCUUCAGUCAGUCCUCUCACCUCCGCACGCACAGCAGAAUACACAGCGGACAGAGGCCCUACGCGUGCACCCUGUGCCCGAAAACCUUUGCGUACUCCACGUCCCUCAAGCAGCAUUGCAGGACGCACAGUGGAGAGAGGCCCUACGCAUGUAAGGAAUGUGGGAAAACCUUCAGGAGUUUCAUCUGCUCCUCCUACCUCAUCCUGCAUCUGAGAACGCACAGCGGAGAGACGCCGUUCCAGUGUCAGGAAUGUGGGAAGGUCUUCAGUCAGUCGUCCAACUUGAGAACACACAUGCGGGUUCACAGUGGAGAGAAGCCCUAUGCAUGUGAGCAGUGUGGGAAGGCGUUCAGUCAGUCCACAGGCCUCAUGAGGCAUGCAAGAACUCAUGACGGCGAGAAGCCUUACGAAUGCCCCGAGUGUGGGAAAGGCUUCAGCAUCUCUGCGUCCCUCAGGAUCCACGCGAGAACUCACAGCGGGGAGAGGCCGUAUGAGUGCACGGAGUGUGGGAAGACCUUCAGGUGUUCCUCGCAUCUCAACACGCACAAGAGAAUUCACACGGGAGAGAAGCCUUAUGAGUGUCAGAAAUGUGGGACAAGGUUUAGGUGUUCCUCACACCUUACUACACACAGAAGAACUCGCCAUCAAGAGUCCCUGUGA